CAAAUUCAGAAUUCACGUUUCAUUUUGAAGGAUUUUGCAUUGUGAAAGGCGGAAAAGAUGGCUCCGAAAUCUCAAUUUAGUCAGGAAGAGGAAAUGCUUUUGCGUGACUUUGGGAGGAACCUCUCUAGAAAAUCAUCAAUCAUUUUCUAUUUUCAUGGCCUUUUCAUUUCCGCUGUGCCGAUAUGGCUCUACAUUCGCAUCCAUCAAAUGGAUCUUGUUGAAACCCCGAUCCCAUUUGUCCUCGUGACUUUAAUCAGCAUGUAUCUCAUUACAAUUGCUUACAAGAACAAUAAAUUUGAGCUGAAGCACAAACUCGCACAAAAACGUGAAGACCCGAUUGCAAAAGAAAUCAGUGAACGACUCAGUGAGAAAAUAUCAAAGAAAGAAAAGGAUGAAAGAAUCCUCUGGAGAAAGAACGAGAUAGCGGAAGCAGAAUCGAUGCAACUUUCAAUCUUGUACAGCAACGCGUUGUUUCUCGUUGCCAUGAUCACCAUCUCAUUCUUUCUCCUGAAAAGUUAUUCCUCCCUCCCCAAUUAUGUCUUAUCGAUGAUCGGUGCGAGCGGCCUUACUGCUCUCCUGUCAACCGGAACAAAAAAAGGUUAAAGUUCAAGGGACAUAGGAAGUGUUUGUUUCAUUGCUAAAUUAAAUAUUUGAAAACUCUAGGAAGAAAUCAAUUUCCACACAAAAAAAAAGAACUUUGAACUUUUCUGCUAAAUUUUUUUUGUUUAUGAUGAUUCUCAAUCCAAGUGUAUUUUUACCUUUUGGUUGCUCUCGGUUACCAGUUGGUCUGCUGGCUGUGGCACCUACAUGUAAUUACCCUCAAUAAUCAUUGUCUGCUGCCCUACAGUGACAAUCAAAUUGUAAUGGCCCUUGGGAACAUUCUAAAUACUGGCCGCUAGUUGAGAUUACCCCAAUAAUCAUUCGGUCUCCAGGCCUCUGAUAGCCAUUAGUUGGGAUUUCCCCUUUGUGAUCAUUUUGAAUGCUGACCUGUAUUGACCAUCUAAUUUUGAUGGUCAUCUGUGAUACCUCCAAUAUUCCUUCAGCUGGUUGACAUCUAGUUGCAAUGAUCGUCAAUGGUAAUUGGGUUUUCAUACCUUUAUGCCCAUCUGUCUAAUCUAGUGGUGACAACUUUUAUUGGUCAUUUAGUGUACUAGCGUCUUGCCUUGUGGCAGUUUGCAUAAAAAUUUGUAAACUACUAUGAAAGAGAGCCAGCUGCACUAUUCACCAAUGUUCACUUACGUUUAUCUCAUUCUUAACCAAAUAGUCUUCUAUUGAUGUCUGUCGGGAUAAAUUGUUAUAGUAUAAAAUAUAUACAUGUUGAAGUUCCAUAAUCUAGUUGCCAGAUCUCGAAGCGCUUUAUUAAUGAUGAAGCAUAAGAUUUGUAUUGACAAUUUCUUUCUAUAUUGAGAACUUUAUUACGUCCCUAGAUCCUAUGGCUAUGAUUUUCACAAUAUAAUUUUCUCUGUAUGAUUGGCAAGCUGAAUUUGUGAACCAUUGAAACAAAUACAUUAAGAUCUUCCGAAUUCCAAAAUUGAAAAAAAAAUUAAGACAUCAAACACUAAUUUUUGGAUAUUUUGUUUUUAUUCAGGGUGUCCUUGUGACUUUUGACAGUUGUUUCGAGCAGACUAUGAUAUAUUUAAUUGUGCUCAAUGUUUUUUAACAAAUUUUGUGUGAGGGGGGAUUGUUGGUGUAACAAUUGUUGAAAAUAUUUUCAAUUGUCGAAUGAAGCAAAAUCAUGAAGCAAUAUUAAACUGGAAAAACGUCAA
Styela clava is the source of this 1766-nucleotide messenger RNA. Its product is annotated as translocon-associated protein subunit gamma-like. Gene Ontology annotation, cellular component: endoplasmic reticulum; membrane. The record is from RefSeq and is a predicted model, not a curated record. Gene Ontology annotation, biological process: SRP-dependent cotranslational protein targeting to membrane. Lineage: Eukaryota; Metazoa; Chordata; Ascidiacea; Stolidobranchia; Styelidae.